Molecule: messenger RNA, 5893 nt
Organism: Dermochelys coriacea (leatherback sea turtle)
Lineage: Eukaryota; Metazoa; Chordata; Testudines; Dermochelyidae
Product: class I histocompatibility antigen, F10 alpha chain-like
Exons: 8
Coding region: 71-1402 (443 amino acids)
Biological process (GO): immune response
Cellular component (GO): external side of plasma membrane
Source: RefSeq, a predicted model, not a curated record
GGCCGGCCCCACCUGUGACGGGGCUAGUGGGCUCUCCGCUGCCGGCGUGGGGAGACCCGGCCCCGGAGCCAUGGCGCUGGCGCUCGCCGUGGGGCUAUGCUGGGGGGCGCUGGCGGCAGCGGCGGGUGAGCCCCACAGCUUGGACAUCCUGAUCACUGGGCUGAACGAGCUGGGCGGGACUCACAGGUUCUUCAUGCUCGCCAAGCUGGACAGUCUGGAGCUUGCCUCCUACAGUAGUGACACCCGAGAGGUGAAACCCCUCAAGGAGUGGGCAGUACAGGCCGUUGGCAUGAGAUAUUUAAGGAAGAAGACCCAGGAGUUCAGGAUCUAUGAGGCCAUCUCCCGAGUGGUGACUCGCCGGUGGAUGGCGCAGCACAACCAGACCGGUGGGAUCCACACCCUGCAGCUCCAUGUGAACUGUGCGCUGGACGGAGACACCCCCGUGCGAGGGCACUUUCACUUUGCUUUCGACGGGCAGGAUUUCCUCAUCCUGGAGCGAAACCAAUCCGCGUGGGUACCGCUAGCGCCAGGAGCCAUCAACGAGACGCACUACUGGGACACUGGUCACACCUGGACCCUGUUUGCAAAGGAGUUCCUGCAGGAGGAGUGCGUGGCCACCCUGAGGAGCCUUCUGCAGGGCGGGACAAAGGCCCUAGGAUGGCAGGUCCCCCCAGGGAUGUCGGUGACCUACAGACACACCCCCCACGGCUCCACCACCCUCUCCUGCCACGCCAGGGGCUUUUACCCGCGUCCCAUCCGCGUCUCCUGGGUGCGGGACGGGGCGGAGAUCCUGCCACCCAUGAACGCCAGUGGGAUCCUGCCCAACGCUGACAGCACCUACCAGAUCCAGCAAUCCCUGGAGAUCCCUCCGCGGUGGGGCCACAGCUACGCCUGCCGGGUGCAGCACAGCAGCCUGGUGGAGCCGGCACUCACCAUGGGUCUCCCCGAGGUCUCGGUUUCCCGCAGAGACGCCCCUGACGGCUCCGCCACCCUCUCCUGCCGCGCCCAGGGCUUUGACCCACAUCCCAUCCACGUCUCCUGGGUGCAGGAUGGGAAGGAGACCCCGGCGCCCCCCAUCUGUGACCCGUCCCAGCUCCAGAGAUCCGUGGGGAUCCCACAGCAGGGUGCGGACGGGCACAGCUACUCCUGCCGAGUGCAGCACUGCGGCCUGCAGGAGGCGCUAGCGACCACUGCACCCAGAGAGCUGGGGGGCCUGGCCCCCGGGAUCCUGGCCACCCUUGGCCUUGCUGCGCUGACUGUGGCCAGUGCCGCGGUGGCUGGUUUCGUAGUGUGGAGGAGAAAGCGCCUGGACUCCGGCAGAAAUGGCUUCACCCCGACUUCCAAAGAGGAUCCCGCACCUGGCCCGCGCCCUGCUUGCCAACGUCAGACCACGUCCAUGUGACAGGCCGGGUGCCUGGUCACCCCACACCCACAGCCCCUGCCAGCCCGGACCCUGCCGGUGUGAGAGGCUGGAUGCUGCUCAGCCGGACUGGAGAUAAGGUGCCAAGUUUUACCAGUGUGGGGGAUGAACCCCUGCAGCUAUUUCCCAAGUGGUGGAUUCUUCGCCACUGGCCGUGUUUAACUCACAGUUGGCUGGUUUUCUCCAGGAUCUGCUCUGGGGAUUAUUGGAGCAGGUCUCUGGCCCCUGCUGUACAGGGGAUCAGACCCGAUGAUCGCAGUGAUCGCUUUUGGCCUUGGGAUCUGUGACUCUGUGAACCCACCACCCACAGCCCUGUCUGCUAACCUGGACCCCUUGGCCAGUGUCGGACCGUGCCUGUGUGAUGGGCCGGGCGCCCAGUCACCCCACCACCCACAGCCCCUGACUGCCAAGAGUUGCCCACAGCAGAGACCCUGCGUGUGGCACCCGUGGGCACGGCUCCUCCCCAGCCGCCAAAGGCUCCGGCUACCCAGGCCCUGCGGCUCUCGCACCGGCUCGGGACACAAACUCCCCACGCAGCCCGCUGGGCCGGUGCGGGUCCCGGAGAGCUCAGCGGGGCUGGAUUAUCCUGCGAGCUGUGGGGUUCUGGCUCCCAGCUGGGCGGGCAGAGCCCUGGGGAAUCAGACGUGGUGGGUCUGCCAAGCAGCCCCCUCCCCACAGCCCGUCCCCUUCCUGCUGGCCGGCCCUGGGGGAAGGGGCUGAGCCGGGAGCGGGUUGGGCUCUGGUUGGGGGCCAGGAGUCACUUGGCAGCUGGAGAGAAACCCAGGAACGGUGCCAGAGCUGCACGUGGAAUAGGUUGCGAGUGCUGGACGUCCCAGCCGGAGCAGGUCGGCCUGGGACUUGGGGAACAGCAGAGACCCAGAGCCGGGAGCCCAAGGAGAGAGACUCCCUGAGCCUAGCCUGGAAACCCACAGACACCGCUUGGCUGGGCUGGAGUGCGGGCUGGAGCGGGGGCACGCGGCUGACGGGCCCGGACUCUCCACUGGGCCGCCCCAGGGGCCCAAACCCGAGCGGCUAUCGCUUCCCUGGAACUACAGCUGCCUCUGGGCUGGGGGAUCUGCCCUCGCCCCCUUUGCUGCCGGCCCUAGUAAAUACCCCUCCCCUGAGCUGGUGUCUGAAUGUUACUGGGACCCUGGGGCUGGCCACAGUGCUGGGGUACAGUGGGUGCUGCUGCUGACACCCCAGGGCUCGGGUUCUCUGGCACUGAGCAGCCUCAGUCAUUACACGUGUGAGGAGGGGGAUGUCCCGUCCGUGCCCCCCCCCCGCCCCCUCUGUCCCAGCCCACGGGGUUCUGGGAUUCAUGGUAAAGCUGCAUUUCAUGCCCUGGAAGCAGUGUGGGAAAUACUCCUGCCCCGGGGCUGCCCCUGCCUGUGGGGAAGGAGGAUGCGGCACAAGUUCCGACCAAGGGGCUUAGCUGGCCCCCAGGGCCCCAUGCUCCCAUCCUUGCUGCCCCAGAGCAAACCAAUGGGUACAGCUAACCCCCUGCACCCCACUCCCUGCCUGAGGGGAUAGAACCCAGGAGUCCUGGCUCCCAGCCCCCCCUGCUCUAACUCACCAGAUCCCACUCUCAUCCCAGGGCUGGGGGCAGGGGUGUCUGCUGGUCUGGAUGGGUCUGAUCCAGGCAGGCUGGAUCUAUGGGCUGAUGGGGGAGGGGGAAUACCGUCUGGCUGGACCUGUUGGGCUCUGCCUGUGAUGGCCCCCUGGCCCUGGCAGAGCUGGCUGCUGCUCAGGGGCCCCAUCCUGACCCCUCUCUCCCCAUUUAUAAAUUGCUCUCAGGCCUCCAGCCCAGCAGCGAUCUCGCCUCCUGUGGUGCCUGGUCACGGGAGUUGGGCAGGCAAGGGCUCCAGUCUGCUGGGCGUUUAACCCUGCACCUGCCAUGGGCAAGUCUGGCGCUGGGGGGGUGGGGGUGUCUAUGGCCUGGUUCAAAGCCCUGGGUAUAUGCUGUGUCCUGGUGGCCCUGGGGUGGUCGAUGGGAGGGAAGGACCCUGGUUGUGGCUGGCUGGACCCCACGUGCAGUCCGUAGCCCCUUUGCUGUGAUGCAGCUGGCCCCUGCCCUGAGCCCCCCGGCCGCCCCCUGUCCCCUGCUGGCAUGUAGUGGGUGAGGUGGGCAGAUUCUCUGCUCUGCUGGCAGCUCGUGUCAGUUCCCCGUGUUCUACGAUCCCGCCCCAAGACUCAGCCGCAACGCGGGGGGUCUGGGGCUAGCACAGCUGCUGGGGGCAGGAGGUGCCCGGGUGAGUGCCAGGGUGUGGGGGAGAUACAAGGGGUAGCCUGGGAGUGGGCCCUGAGACCUGAAUGACCCUCCCUCUGUCCCAGCCCCCUGUGAGCCCCCAUCCUUCCCUGGAAUCUGAGGGACCCCCCUAUGCUGAGCCUCCAGGGAGACAGGGUUCUGUGUGCUGUGGGGAGGGUGUUGGGGUUCCCCUGAGCAGAGCAAUGUGGGGGUGGGGUAGUGCACAGGGGGAGUUGUGGGGGGGGAGCCCAGCCUUGAAUUCCCCCCAUCCGUCCUCUCCCUGGGCUGGUCCCUUCUGCCUCCCCGGCAGUGGCUGGACCCUGACUCCAGCAGCUCUGGUUCCAGCUAGGUGCUUCCGGCCUGGCCAACAGUGGCCCUGGCUAGUGACCAGCCUGGGUGCAAUUUUAAUAGUGGCGUGUUGUAAUUUUUUGGCCCCCUUGUGUUUGUUUUUGUGGGUUUUUUAGAACAUUUGGUUUGGUGAUGGCCUUUGCACUUAUUUUUAAUACACAUAUUUUAUUCACACACAAAACAGGACUGAUUUACACAGAGCAUUUUGAACGGGAACAUCAAGUUGCAAUGCAGGAGAAAAACAGUCAUUCCAUUCUUUUACUUAUUUCAAAAUGCUAAACCUGCAACAAAGUGGUGACCCUAAAGGUCUGUCACUGCCUAGAAAUCAGCCCAGACACGCAUUCUGGCUGAUGCAUCUUUACCAAUGGCACACGAGGCCAUUCCUUCCUGCUAUUUAAAAAGAGUGGCUGCCAGGAUAUGGUUAAAAUAAACAUUAAUACGUUUAAUACAUGCUACUUGAUUAUUGUUUAUUUUAAAUUAUACAAAAUACAAACAUGACAUUUUACUAUUACAUGUCCCCCUUUUGACCCCUCAGGAACAAUUUUUGAGUGGGUGAUAUUUUAUAUAACUGUUUCAUAGCAAUAUACGGAGAGGCCAUUGGAGCCGUGGUGGUAAUUUAAUAAACAUUUAUUUUGUUUAACAGCACGUAACAGCACCACAUUCCUGGCAAGCAGACACAGGACACUAUUAGCACAACUAGUAAUGGGUGAGACAUAAUAGACGAUGUGCCCUUAGAUGUCAGGGACCGGUCUGUAAAAAGUGGGACCAGGGAUAAGCUGGCAGUUGUUCUUUAGACCUGGCAGCUUUUAGCACGUCUCCAUUUGCACGUGAUAUUGGAAUGACACGCUUUUUUGUGUUUGUUGUAAAAACGGAGUCACUUUGGUUUUUGACAAUAAGUGAUCAGUUAGAUCGUGCCAAUCAAGGCCAAGAGUAACAGAGAAAUUAACCAGGGUAGCAGUUAUAAUGCUCUGUGCUUUUUUUAUUUUUGGAAAAUAGUACAUGUGAUUGCUGGUAUAUAAUACAUUGGCAUUACAUUCACAUUUACUUACUGGGGGUUGGCUGAUACUUGCAUUUUCCCAAAGUACUGGUUCCCAGGAUGUCUCUCUCUCUCACACACACACACACACACACACACACACACACAGUCCGUUGUACAAAACACACGUUACAUUUUCUAAUCUGUCCCACACACGUUCCCAAUGAGGUAUUUUUGCUACAUGGUUUUGGGUAAGGACAAGCAGACCCAUUUCCGAGGGCACCACUCCGUACACCCUCGGAUGUCCAAUAAUUUCUCCCCUUUCCCAGUCCUGACCCAUAACCUGGGGUAGCAAAAGGGAUCCAUGGUCAAUUUGGGGAGCAGGUUCACUUUUUUUAUAUUUUUGUUUUAUAGACAAAUUGAACAAUAAUUUUACCUAAUAACAAAUCAGGCUUAACCAUGCUGGAAAUGUAUUGCAUUCAUUUAUGUUUGUAGGUAUUGAACAAGGACCUUUUUUGUUGUUUUAAAAGAUGCCUUAAUACCCGAACAUUCCCAGAUAUUACCCAAAACAUUUUGUGUUCAAGUGAUGCUAAACUAAGACUGUGCAUUUCAGUACAUCCUAUGGCUAAGGCAGUUUUAUUUUUUAACUUUACUCAUUGUUUAUACAGCAGCCAGGAGGUGGUGUUUAGCUACUGCCACAUAUUGCAUGUUGCUUUUAGGUUUUUUAGAUUUAUUUGUACCAAGUUUAUAGUAGUAUUUGCCUGCUUAUGAAUGAGACUGUUUUGCAGUGGUGACAAGGAACUUAACUUAUUUUUAAUUACCUUUAGAUUUAUAGGAUUUAUAACUUUGGUUUUAAAACCAGUAUUUUUUAAUAUGGUAUUUAUUACAUUUUAUUUUGCUCAGC